Molecule: messenger RNA, 1902 nt
Organism: Strongyloides ratti
Lineage: Eukaryota; Metazoa; Nematoda; Chromadorea; Rhabditida; Strongyloididae
Product: Protein MTO1 homolog, mitochondrial
Exons: 1
Coding region: 1-1902 (633 amino acids)
Biological process (GO): tRNA methylation; tRNA wobble uridine modification
Cellular component (GO): cytosol
Molecular function (GO): flavin adenine dinucleotide binding
Source: RefSeq, a predicted model, not a curated record
AUGAAUUUAUCAAGAAAUAUAAAAAAUAUUAUUUACGAUGUGAUUGUUGUAGGUGGAGGUCAUGCUGGAUGUGAGUCAGCUGCUGCAGCAGCAAGAAUGUCUGCUAAUACACUUCUUGUAACACACAAAAAAGAAACCAUCGGUGAAAUGUCAUGUAAUCCAUCUUUUGGUGGUGUUGGUAAAGGACAUUUAAUGAGAGAAAUUGAUGCUCUUGAUGGAGUAUGCCCAAGGAUUUGUGAUAAAUCUUCUAUAACAUAUCAAGCAUUAAAUAGAUCUGCUGGUCCUGCUGUUAUUGGGUUAAGAGCUCAAAUUGAUAGAAAAUUAUAUAAAAAUGCCAUUCAAGAUGAAAUAUUUAAUACAAAAAAUUUAAAUAUAUUUGAGGGUGAAGUUAAUGAUAUUAUUGUAAAUACAAAUAAUAAUAAAAAAAGUAUAGAAGGAAUAGUUUUAAAAAAUGGUGAAAUUUUAAAAUGUAAAACAUUAAUAUUAGCUACUGGAACAUUUCUUGAUGCAGAAAUAUGGAUAGGAAAUUCUCGAAUUAAAGCUGGUCGAAUGGGUGAUAAUGCUUCAAUUGAUUUGGCGAAGAGUAUUAAAGAAUUAAAUUUUGAGAUUGGUUAUUUAAGAACAGGAACUCCAGCAAGAUUAUCUAAAAAAAAUAUAGAUUUUAGUAAAUUUACUUUAAUGCCACCUGACAAAAAACCAAUUCCAUUUUCUUUUUUGACUAAAGAAAUAAGUAUACCUAUUGAAAAACAGUUACCAACAUAUCUUGGUCAUACAAAUUCAAAAGUUAAAGAUAUUAUUGUUAAAUAUUUAAAAACAACCGAACAUAUACGUAGAGAAAUAAAUGGACCAAGAUAUUGCCCAUCAUUAGAAUCGAAAGUUGAGAGAUUUCCUAAUUUAGUACAUAGAAUAUUUCUUGAACAUGAAGGCUUAGAUGUUGAUGAAAUAUAUCCUCAGGGAAUGUCAAUGACUUUUGAACCCGAAAUACAGGAGAAAAUAUUUAGACAAAUAGAUGGUUUAGAAAAUGUUAAUAUUACCCAUCCUGGAUAUGGUGUAAAAUAUCAAUAUAUUAAUCCGAAACAAUUAAAACCAACUUUAGAAACUAAGCUUGUUUCAGGAUUAUAUUUGGCUGGUCAAGUUAAUGGGACAACUGGUUAUGAGGAAGCAGCUGGACAAGGUAUAAUUGCUGGUAUAAAUGCAGCAGGAAAAGUUCAAGAAAAAGAUCCAUUUAUUAUAGAUAGAACAGAAGCAUAUAUAGGUGUUUUAAUAGAUGAUUUAACAAGUUUAGGUACAAAUGAACCUUAUAGAAUGUUUACUUCAAGAGCUGAAUUUCGAAUGCAUUUAAGGCCAGAUAAUGCGGAUGUUAGAUUAACUGACAAAGGUAUUGAGUAUGGUUGUGUUGGAGAAGUUAGGACAAAUUAUUGGAAGAAAAUGAAGGGUGAUUUAGAAUAUGUUAAAGACAUCCUGAAAAAUGACAUUAGGUCGGCUACCAAAUGGGAAAAUGAAAUUAAGAAUUUAAAACGAUUAUCUCAAAAUAAAAUUUCAGCUUUUGAUUUACUUCAUAAAUGUAAUCUUUCAUUUAAUGAUUUCUAUUUGACAAUCCCAGAAUUAUCACAUUAUAAAGAUAAUAUUGAAUUGGAGGAAAGAAUAAAAAUUGAAGGUAGUUAUGAAGUGAUGCAUAAACGUUUGAUGAAUAAAAUGGAAGAAGUCAAAAACAAUUCUAAUAUGAGUAUACCAGAUGAUAUUGAUUUUUCAGAUAUUAAAAGUCUUUCAUUGGAAUGUAUAGAAAAGUUAGAAAUGCUAAGACCUUUAAAUGUUGCUGCUGCUUCAAGGAUACAGGGUAUUACUCCAACAGCAUUGCUCACAUUAAUGAUAUAUUUAAAAUCAAGAAAAGUUACAAAAUAA